Molecule: messenger RNA, 3010 nt
Organism: Prunus mume (Japanese apricot)
Lineage: Eukaryota; Viridiplantae; Streptophyta; Magnoliopsida; Rosales; Rosaceae
Source: RefSeq, a predicted model, not a curated record
AGAUGAAAUGAAAAGAUUAAUGUUAAUACUCGCAAAGCGUGGAUGGAAUCUUGGUUGUCAAAAUGGGUAUAAUAUCUAUCUGAAUCAGUUGAACAUUAUAGAGCUUUUGAACGAUCUGUUUGAGGAGAGUUUGGAUGCUAAACUUGUUCUAUACUUCUUCAAGUGGUCAGAAUGCUGUUCUGGAUCAAAGCAUACAAUACAAACCAUAUGUAGAAUGAUACAUAUUUUGGUUUCUGGAAACCUGAAUCAUAGAGCAGUGGAUCUGAUAUUGCAUCUUGUGAGAAAUCAUGGUGACGAGGAGUCAUGUAAUUCAUUGCUAGAAGUCCUUUAUGAAACCCAUAGCGAAAUAAGGGUGUUAGAAACCACAUGUAGCAUGCUUGUCAAUGGUUAUAUUCAGGAAGGCAUGGUGAACAUGGCUUUAAAAAUAGCAUGUCAAAUGAAGCACCUAAACAUCUUUCCUUCAAAUGGGGUGUGUAACUCACUACUGCAGGCAUUAUUAGGAUCAAAGCAGUUGGAAUUGGCAUGGGAUUUUCUGGAAGUUAUGCGGACAAGAGGGAUGGGUUUAAAUGCAGCUAUGAUGAGCUUAUUCAUUAAUAAGUACUGUAGUGAGGGUGAUCUGGAAAGUGGUUGGAAGUUGCUCUUGGAAAUGAAAAAUUAUGGGAUUCAACCUGAUGUGGUUUCAUUUACAAUUGUUAUUAACUCACUUUGCAAGAUGUCUUAUCUGAAUGAAGCCACCGCUUUAUUGUUUAAGAUGACUCAAUUGGGUAUUUCUCCUGAUCCAGUUCUGCUUAGUUCAAUUAUUGAUGGUCACUGUAAGCUGGGGCAGACAGAGGUAGCAAUAAGCAUAUUGAAGAUUUUCAAUACUUCCCUCAAUAUUUUCAUAUACAAUAGCUUCAUUUCAAAGUUAUGCACAGAUGGUAAUAUGGUUGAAGCUUCUAGACUGUUUCAUGAGAUGUCUCUUUUGGGCUUGCUCCCCGAUUGCUUUUGUUACUCUACUAUAAUUGAUGGAUACUGCAAAGUGAGAGACAUUGAUAGAGCUUUUCAGUAUUUUGGGAAAAUGUUAAAAAAUGGAAUCACACCAUGUGUUACCACAUACACAUCCCUCAUUGAUGCUUAUUGCAAGUCUGGAAACAUGGAAACGGCAGAAUAUUCGUUUCACAAGAUGAUUUCAGCAGGUUUGGCACCUGAUGUUGUUACAUUCAACACCUUAAUGGAUGGCUUUGGUAGGAAGGGACACUUACAAAAGGUUUUUGGGCUUUUAGAUAUGAUGAAUUCUUCCAAUGUUUCACCUGAUAUUGUGACAUAUAACACUCUCAUUCAUAGUCUUGUCACAAGAGGAUUUGUAAUCGAAGCAAAAGAAAUUUUGUUUGAGCUAAUCAAAAGGGGUUUCUCUCUGGAUGUGGUCACAUUCACUAACCUUAUAGAUGGGUUUUCAAAGAAGGGGAACUUUGAGGAGGCCUUUUUUGUGUGGUUCUACAUGAGUGAGCAUGAUGUGAAACCUGAUGUAGUGACAUGCAGUGCUCUUCUGAAUGGAUACUAUAGAGAGCGUCGAAUAGAAGAAGCUAAUGUUUUGUUUCACAAGAUGCUUAAUAUUGGAUUACGUCCAGAUCUGAUACUGUACAACACUCUGAUUCAUGGGCAUUGUAGUUUUGGGAGCAUGGAUGAUGCAUGCACCUUGAUAAGUAUGAUGAUUGAACAUGGUAUCCUUCCUAAUAACAUUACUCACCAGGCACUUGUUCUUGGGUUUAGAAAAAAAAGGGUAAUGAAUCCUGUAGAAACUGCAAAUCUUAAGUUGCAACAGAUACUGCUCAAAUAUGGUAUUCAUGUUGAUGUUGAUGAAUAUCUGAGAGAGCAACCAGGAAGCUGCAAGCAAUUACCAGCUUGACCAGAGUACUAGAUGCUCAGGUGGUCUCACUUCUCAUAAUCCGAGCAGGAGCUGAAGUCAGGCACUAGUUUGAUGCUUGGGGUGUUCCUAUGACUUCAGCACUAAGCGCAUGCUUUGCUUGAGCACUAGCUCAAUGCUCUGGAUGUUAUCUCAUGCCCCAAGCACAUGCUUUGACUUGGGCACUUUGAUCACAUAACAGAUUAUGAUGGAGCAGUUACCAGUAGAAUCUUUACGAUCUCCAGUUACCUGAUGUUAAGCCUAAGGAUCAUGAAUGGACUCACUGAAAGUAUAAGAGAUAAGGAGCACUUACAAAUGCUCAGACCACUGCAGAGUCAAAGAUGGAUUUUCUUUUUAUCCUGAAGGUGAAUAAGAUAAGAGUCUCAACUCAGCGCAGCUAUCAAAGGUUAAUGAGACACCAGUGUGGUGUUUGCCAAGAAAGUCAGGUGGAUUCGAUUUGGAAAGCAGGAGAGUUGAAGUUGCAAAAGAUGGGAAGAUUAUGGUAAUGUACUAUUGUAUUGUGUGAAAAAGAUAUAUACUCUUGAGAGUGUCCCAAAGGGGUGGGAAUUCUUGGUGAAGGGUAAGUCUUGAUGACACUACGAUUGCAAGUCAAGAUCUUCGUAUAUAACCUGCAAAUGUCCAUGAUUCUUCGGGAUUGAGAUUCAUCCAUAUAUGGAAAGUGAUUUGAGUCAGGAUUUCCAGAUGUGAGAGAAGUUAGCUUUGGAUUCUGAUACAGGCCAUGCAGAUCUAAGUUGAUCCGAGCAUUAUUCGGCACGAGUCCAACUAGACAGAGCACGAGUCCAAACUAAAGUGUUCAUAUAGCACCACAGAGUUGUUUUGGCUAGGUUGUAUGGGGGUGGCUGUUUUGCUCUACUCUAUGAAAAGCUCUUGCCUAGCACAAUUGUUUUGAUCUGCACAACACAUCAUUGAUUGAUGUGGCUAAACAAUGACAUGGAAGUUGUUGUCCAAUGGAAUUUAAGGGUACUUUGGUCCUGCGAACUCGUGGGGUAACACGUGUUGUUGUGCUCUGAGGUUGGUUUUUCAUGUGCACUCCCACAAAAAUUGAUAGUAACAACUCGUAUCAAUGAGAGUUUGUGAUGGAGAUCAUGAAUCACAUAUAACAACAUU